AUGGCAACUACUAAAGUCUCGAACGAUGCAGGCUCAAAAAAUUGGCUUAAAGAGAGAGCUGCUAUAUCCGCUGCUCAUAGGCGUCAAAAAACUGACCCUGCUGUAGCUCGCCUUAUCGAAAAAGCUGAUCAAUUACAUAAAGAACGCACGCAGAGACACUUACAUGAAUCCGCAGACGGUUCCACUGAAGAAACAGAUGAGGUUCCUGAACCUCCCGUAAUUGUCGAAGGUAGAGACCGCCGCGCGGCCGUAAAAAAGUCUUUACGCCGAAGUGUAUUAUUUUCAUCACCACUUAAUGUUUCGACGAUGCCAGCUGAAGACGAGGAGGGCGAGGAUAUUGACGCAAUUGUAAAUGUACCUCCGCCCGAAGAAAUAGUUGUCAAAAUUGCCCCGAAAAAUCCUGAUGAAGAAGAAAUAACUCCGAAACAUGAUAAAGAAUCAACCGAAGAUGUAUAUCGUUCCUUUGCAGAGUCCAUUCUUGAACAAGGGUUAACAACAGAAUCUUCAUUGGAACUUACCUUCGAUCUUAAACCGGAGGAUAUAGAAGAAAGACAUGACGAUGGAGAUAUAAAUCAAUUGGAUAAUGAGGAAAAAGACUCAAAAGCAGAUGCGGGAACCGAAAGCUUAGAUGAUGAUGAGUUUGAACACAUCGAAAAAGAGGAAACUAAUAAGGAGUCAAUGGAAGAGGUGGUGGUUGUGGACAUUGUCACGACAUCAGAAAAUAAUGAUUAA
This is a messenger RNA of Acaulospora morrowiae, 732 nucleotides long. The record is from the annotation of a GenBank genome assembly. Lineage: Eukaryota; Fungi; Glomeromycota; Glomeromycetes; Diversisporales; Acaulosporaceae.